AUGGGAAAGACUAGAGAUCUCCUCAAGAAAAUUAGAGAUACAAAGGAAACAUUUCAUGCAAAGAUGGGCUCAAUAAAAGACAGAAAUGGUAUGAACCUAAGAGAAGUAGAAGAUAUUAAGAAGAGGUGGCAAGAAUACACAAAAGAAUUGUACGAAAAAGAUUUUCACGACCCGGAUAAUCAUGAUGGUGUGAUCAUUCAUCUAGAGCAAGACAUCCUGGACUAUGAAGUCAAGUGGGCCUUGGAAAGCAUCACUAUGAACAAAGCUAGUGGAGUUGGAAUUCCAGUGGAGCUGUUUCAAAUCCUGAAAGAUGAUGCUUUCAAAGUGCUGCACUCAAUAUGCCAGCAAAUUUGGAAAACUCAGCAGUGGCCACAGGACUGGAAAAGGUCAGGUUUCAUUCCAAUCCCAAAGAAAGGCAAUGCCAAAGAAUGCUCAAACUAUCGCACAGUUGCACUCAUCUCACAUGCUAGUAAAGUAAUGCUCAAAAUUCUCCAAGCCAGGCUUCAUCAAUACAUGAACCGUGAAUUUCCUGAUGUUCAAGCUGGUUUUAGAAAAGGCAGAGGAACCAGAGAUCAAAUUGCCAACAUCCACUGGAUCAUGGAAAAAGCAAGAGAGUUCCAGAAAAACAUCUCUUUCUGCUUUAUUGACUAUGCCAAAGCCUUUGACUGUGUGGAUCAC
Messenger RNA from Budorcas taxicolor (takin), 678 nucleotides. RefSeq lists its product as uncharacterized. The transcript has a single exon. The annotation marks the transcript as partial. NCBI's taxonomy places the organism in Eukaryota, Metazoa, Chordata, Mammalia, Artiodactyla, Bovidae. The record is from RefSeq and is a predicted model, not a curated record.